AUGAGGAAGAAACAUAUUGCUUUGGGACGUUUCCUAUGCUUGGGGAUAUGUCAAGAAAUGCGUUUCAUAUUUUUGCAAAAUAACCGAAACGGCCCCGAAACGUUUCGUACCGGUUUCUGGCCGUUUCAGAAACUGAAACGUUUCGGAAACUCGGGAACGCACUAUACUGUGCGUUUUCGUGCUUCCUUGGUGAUCACUGGAGCUUUGAAAAGGGAAAUUGGCAUCAAUGAUUGGGGACGCAGGGUUUCAGAAGGGUUGAUUAUGAAAAUCUUGUUGUUGGAGGGCUGUGGGGGUCAGCUAUAUAUUCUCCCUAAUAGUGUGUGUGUGUCGAACCGGCCAGAGUUAAAAGCACCACCUGAGAUAUUCUAUGAUGCUGAAGAGGCUUGCAAAUACACUUCAUCCUCUCGUAUAAUCGGAAUUCAGGCACAACUUUCAGAGAGAGCUAUAGAGCUUCUUGCCUUGCCUGAUGAUGGAGUCCCAAGACUGCUCCUUGAUAUUGGUUGUGGAUCAGGUCUUAGUGGGGAGACAUUAUCUGAGAAUGGACAUCAAUGGAUCGGUCUUGACAUUUCACCAUCAAUGCUUGAUAUUGCAUUGGAGCGGGAGGUUGAGGGUGAUUUGUUACUUGGAGACAUGGGUCAGGUUUUCGCCCUGGAGUUAUUGAUGGGGCUAUCAGUAUAUCAGCUGCUUAGUGGUUAUGCAAUGCCGACAAGUCUUCUCACGAGCCAUGAUUAAGAUUGAAGGCUUUCUUUGGAUCUUUAUAUAGAAUCUUGGCAAGGGGAGCAAGAGCUGUUUUUCAAGUAUAUCCUGAAACUGUUGCACAGCGGGAGUUGUUAUUAAGUUCGGCAAUGCGAGCUGCGUUUGCCGGUGGUGUUGUCGUGGACUACCCACAUAGGUAAUGCUAGAGGUCUGGUGAGAGAGCAUUGCAAUCAACCGGGAUGUUUUUCAAGAAUGGCAUUUUUUUAGGAAGUUCAUUCAAUGUGCAGCCUUUCUGGCCUUAGUAUUUUUUAUUCACCUUCCACCAUGUCUAUUUCUUCUUGACCAAGUACAAUUUUCUUUUUCAUUUUAAAUUUGCUUUUAACAUGUGGCCACCAAACAAUUAAUCAAUUACUAAUUAACAGGCAGAAAUUGAAUAUUCAAUUAUGGUAAUUGACAAUUAUUAUCA
Mangifera indica (mango) is the source of this 1162-nucleotide messenger RNA. RefSeq lists its product as uncharacterized. Lineage: Eukaryota; Viridiplantae; Streptophyta; Magnoliopsida; Sapindales; Anacardiaceae. The record is from RefSeq and is a predicted model, not a curated record. The transcript has 9 exons. The coding region runs from base 1 to 732 and encodes 243 amino acids. Gene Ontology annotation, molecular function: rRNA (guanine) methyltransferase activity. Gene Ontology annotation, cellular component: nucleolus. Gene Ontology annotation, biological process: rRNA (guanine-N7)-methylation.